This is a messenger RNA of Fukomys damarensis (Damara mole-rat), 1768 nucleotides long. RefSeq names its product leucine rich repeat containing 6 (gene Dnaaf11). Gene Ontology annotation, biological process: outer dynein arm assembly. Lineage: Eukaryota; Metazoa; Chordata; Mammalia; Rodentia; Bathyergidae. Gene Ontology annotation, molecular function: protein binding. Bases 189 to 1613 code for a protein of 474 amino acids. The record is from RefSeq and is a predicted model, not a curated record. Gene Ontology annotation, cellular component: cytoplasm. The transcript is spliced from 12 exons.
GCCGCAGGAUCGAGGUCCCGCCGAGCUCUCCCCUGAAUUUUCUCCUGGAGGUCAGGAAAUGCGGCUUUGCCUGGCCCCGCGCAGCCACCGUAGAGUCCCCGUUGCCAUGGCUCCUAGAUUCAGAAGCAGAUGCUCGGAGCUCUGAGGCCCGGGUCUGACCUCCGGGAGCAGCGAACCCAAGAGGUGCCAUGGGCCGGAUCACAGAAGACCUUAUUAGGAGGAAUGCUGAACACAAUGACUGUGUAAUUUUUUCCCUGGAGGAACUCUCCUUGCAUCAGCAAGAAAUAGAAAGACUGGAACAUAUUGACAAAUGGUGCCGGGAUUUAAAAAUUCUCUAUCUUCAAAAUAACCUUAUUGGAAAAAUUGAAAAUGUUAGCAAACUCAAGAAACUUGAAUAUUUGAAUUUAGCUCUAAACAACAUUGAAAAAAUUGAAAAUUUGGAAGGAUGUGAAGGGCUGACAAAACUUGACCUGACUGUGAAUUUCAUCGGAGAGCUGAGCAGCAUUAAGAGCCUGACGCACAACAUCCACCUGAAGGAGCUCUUUCUCAUGGGUAACCCAUGUGCUGACUUCCAUGGCUACAGGCACUUCGUGGUAGCCACGCUUCAGCAGUUAAAGUGGCUGGAUGGUAAAGAAAUAGAUCGUUCAGAGAGGAUUCAGGCUCUGCAGAACUAUUCAGUAGUCGAAGAGCAAAUCAGAGAGCAGGAAAAAGCUUACCACCUCAGGAGAGCCAGAGAGAAAGAAGAGGCUCUGAGGAAAGUUGCAGAACAGUGUGACAGCAAGGACGAGAAGAGAAGGAGCAGCCCGGGCUGUGAUGGGCGCCAGUACCCAGACACCCACACUGCACCCUCGUCUUCUUUAGAGAGCAAAGACCACAUCCAGGUACCAGAAAUACAAGAUGAAGCACAUGAUACAAAGAAGUUAAAUCAAAGUGAAGAUGACCUGGAAUUCUGGAACAAACCCUCUUUGUUUACUCCUGAAUCUAGAUUGGAAACUCUUAGACAUAUGGAAAAACAACGGAAAGAACAAGAAAAAUUAAGUGAAAAAAAGAAGGACGUGAAGCCACCUCGGACUUUGGUCACUGAAUCCGGGAAGGCCCUGAAUGUCAAUGAGCCCAAGCUUGACUUCCUUCUGAAAGAUGAUGAAAAACAUAACCAGAUCAUCCUCGACCUGGCUGUCUAUAGGUACAUGGAUACCUCUUUAAUUGAGGUUGACGUGCAGCCAAUGUAUGUACGAGUAAUGGUGAAAGGAAAGCCCUUUCAGCUAGUCCUUCCUGCAGAAGUCAAGCCCGACAGCAGCUCUGCUAAAAGAUCACAGACGACAGGACAUUUGGUGGUCUCCAUGCCCAAGGUAGAAGAAGUAAUCACAGGCAGCCGACAAAUAUCCAAGUCUGUGAAGACCACCUCGGAUAGCAGCAGAGAGCAGACACACACCAGAUGCAAGCAAAUUGAGAAACUAGAAGUCAAUCCUAGCAAGUAUUCAUUCCCUGAUGUGACAUCUAUAGUUCAAGAGAAGAAGUGCACAUCUAAAAGACUGGGAUCUGAACCCCAAACUGCACCAAGUGAGGAAGACCCAGAUUUUGAAGAUAACCCUGAAGUGCCUCCACUUAUCUGAAUCAUGAGGCUGCAGUGUCAUUGGUUUUGAACUGCCAGGCCCCAUUUUACUCAAUUCAGAGAGCAGAGCAUGACAUUUACAGGACAAACAGAUUUGUCAUUGUUACCACGCUAAUGCCUUAACUCCUGCUUUGUAUAGUAAUAUUCCUAAGUGAG